Drosophila obscura is the source of this 1158-nucleotide messenger RNA. Its product is annotated as beta-lactamase-like protein 2 homolog. The record is from RefSeq and is a predicted model, not a curated record. Gene Ontology annotation, cellular component: mitochondrial matrix. The transcript has 4 exons. Bases 95 to 973 code for a protein of 292 amino acids. NCBI's taxonomy places the organism in Eukaryota, Metazoa, Arthropoda, Insecta, Diptera, Drosophilidae. Gene Ontology annotation, molecular function: RNA endonuclease activity; single-stranded RNA binding.
AUUUUGAAUCUUUUAUGAGUCAAGUCGGUAAGAAACGCUUAUACGUAACAAGUAGCCGAUUCUAAAUUAUCCUGAAUUCAACACUCAAAGUUAAAUGGCAUUAAUUCCUCCGGUCACACGCCUUACAUCCUCCAUAAUACGUAUACUGGGAUGUAAUCCCAGUCUUAUGACGUUGCAAGGCACCAAUACCUAUCUGCUUGGAAACGGGAAAAAACGGAUACUGAUUGAUACUGGGGAUGAAGAUGUUCCUCAGUACAUAGAACACUUAAACGAUGUACUUUGCCGGGAGCAGGCCUCCAUUGCCACUAUCAUCCUGACUCACUGGCACCAUGACCAUGUCGGUGGUAUUAAGGACAUUGUGGGCAGCAGACUGGCAGACAAUGACUGUCAAGUAUUUAAGUUUAGUCGGACCGAUGCAAGUGAUGUAUGCCCAGAGAUCCCAGCUCACAUAAAAUUGCAACCGAUUUCAAACAACCAAGAGUUUUCAGUAGAAGGAGCCAAUAUGCGUGUUGUACACACUCCAGGACACACCACGGAUCAUAUUGUAUUAGCAAUGGACGACGGGACGCUUUUCAGUGGGGACUGUAUAUUAGGCGAGGGUACUGCCGUCUUUGAGGAUCUGUACGAAUACAUGAAAAGCUUGGAUACAAUUUUGAAAAUCCAACCACAGCGUAUCUUUCCGGGGCAUGGCAAUAUUAUUGAUGAGCCUGUUCCCAAGAUUGAGUACUACAUAAAUCAUCGCACCAAUCGUGAACAGCAGAUACUCCAGUUCUUUAGCCAACGCCCCCAUAAGCGUUGGCAAUCAAUGGAUGUUGUGCGGGUGGUUUACAGACAUACCCCUCAGAAGCUGUGGCCCGCUGCGGCCUACAACGUAAGCCACCAUCUUAAGAAGUUGCAAAAGGAGGGAAAACUGCUGCUCAACGAGUUAGAUGAAGAAGCAUUUUAUGUUUACAAUCCAAUAAGUUUGCUCUAGAUCUAAGAUACAUAUUCAGUUUUUUUUUUGUUUUCUUUCAGAAUUGCAAUGUUUAUUAAACUCUGAUGUAAGAUGUAAGUUACAUGAAAAAACCAAAACCAUUGCCUUGAAAAAAAAACCACAAAAUUUUAAUAUAUGAGAAACAUAAGUUUUGGAUCGUUGAGUAAAAAAGUUUUAUUUCGUUG